CUCACCGGCAGCCCUCAUUUAGCCUCCUCCUCCGCGCGCUCUGCUUCACUGUGUCUGUGCCAGAGGAGGAAGAAGAUGAUGUUCUGCAGCAGCAUCUUGGCUUUGCACCUUUUCCUCUGUGUUCAUUCUCUGCCUGUACACGAGCGGAGGACGGGCAGCAAGUACAAACAGCUGCAGGAAGGGGAUCACAGCAGCAGCCACGUCGGUGUGAAGAAGAGGGGAAAACAUGAACAGGACACGCUGAACAAAGACCACCAUCUGAAGACUGUACCCGGGUCCAAAAACGACACUGAGUUCUGGAAGCGUCCUCGCUGCGGAGUCCCAGACUACCCCAACUUAACGCAAGUCGGCCUGUCCUACUUCCACCUGAAGAAGAAGAAGAAGAAUGGAGGUCUGAGCCGCCAGCAGCGCAAGAAGAGAUUUGCUCUGUUCGGAGGACGCUGGGACAAGACUGACCUCACUUACAAGAUUCUGCGUUUCCCCUGGCAGAUGAGUGAGGACAGAGUCCGGAGAGUCCUUCAGGAGGCAUUCGGUGUUUGGAGUGAAGUGACUCCUCUUACAUUCAGAGAGGUCAUCACUGAGAAAGCCGACAUCAUACUUGACUUCAACAGGUACUGGCAUGGGGACAGCCUACCUUUCGAUGGUCCUGGAGGAAUCCUCGCCCAUGCCUUUUUCCCCAGGACACACAGAGAAGGAGAGGUUCACUUUGACUAUGAUGAGCAUUGGACAUUCGGAAAUGAUGUGGGCACUGAUCUCCUGCAGGUGGCGGCUCAUGAGUUCGGUCAUGUCUUGGGUCUGCAGCACUCCAUGGAGCUUGAUGCCGUGAUGAAUCCUUUCUACAGCGACUCCUACCCUCUGCAGCUGAGCGAGGACGACAAGAGGGGCAUCCAGUAUUUAUAUGGCAGUCCUCGGCAUGCACCCCCUCCUAUGACGGAGACCAAUGAGAUAGACAUUGGAAUGCCGGACGCCUGCAGAACAAGCUUUGAUGCCGUGUCCAUGAUCAGAGGAGAGCUGUUCUUCUUCAAGUCCCGGUACGUUUGGCGUAUUCGUGAUGGGCAGCUACAAGCUGGCUAUCCAGCCUUGGCUUCACGCCACUGGAGAGGCAUUCCUGACCACAUCGAUGCUGCGUAUGAAGACAAGACUGGGAACAUCUGGUUCUUUCAAGGUGAGAACUACUGGGUGUUUGAUGCUGAGAGGAAGAUCACAGGACCAGAUUCAGUGCGGCAGCUGGGUCUUCCUAUAACAGAUAUCGAAGCAGCUCUGAAGUGGGAGGAAAACCACGAGGAGAAAGUCUACCUCUUCAAGUCUGCUUCGUACUGGUCUUUCAACCCACAGCAGAACCAAGUGGACAGUGUCCAUCCUCACAGCAUCCAUUAUUGGGAAGGAGUGCCCGGUCGGAUUGAUGCAGCCUUUCGGGACAAAUAUGGUUAUGCCACUUUCUUGAGCGGAUCGCGCUACUGGAAGUUCGAUCAUGUGGCACUGAAAGUGCUUGGAGGGUACCCACGAAACAUCGGCAUGGACUUCUUUGGAUGCCCCACCUAAAUGUCUAAAUGAGUUCCAAUGCAGACAUCUGUUGCAAAGAGCAGUGGUUUGAUAUUUCAGCCGCAUCCGUCCCACCGAACAUUGUGUCUGCUUGGGCCCUGAAAUCAUUCAUUCAAAAGACUGAAAACCCCUUUAAUGUAACAACAAACACUUUCUAAAGUCAUUUGACUACACACAAAUGGUUUCUGUGUGUUUAGUUCAAAGAAGCAGUCAUCGGAGUUUCUACUUCAAGUUGAAGAGUCAUCUGUAGACAGGUUGUGGAAAUUGUCCUGUUCCUCCAAGCUAACGAACACACAUGUUAUAAAUACACAUUUGGUUUUAAGCAAGCAAUUAUUUCCUGCUUGACAGCUUUUCAGUCACCGCGACCACAAACCCAGGGUCGUGUCCAGAGGCUGGCAUGGACGGCCCCCAAAAAUCUGAUUGGCCAAAUCUGUCUCAAAGUUCAACUGCAUAACGAUCUUUAACGAUGAUUGGCUGCCUGCUGGGUGUUGCACAUUGAUUUUUAAUAGCUUCUUUUCCAACACACACCAGUUAUAUUAAACACUAAUAUUACCCGAACAGAAGAGUAGCAUAGAAGCUGGAUGGUAUGGAUUGUUUUUUUGGUACCAUUCUCAACUUUUGACUGUGGAAACACAAAUAAAUGCGUACCGAACCCAACUGUACUGGACCACAAAUAAUUUGAUUCUGUCAGGUAACAAGAUAAUACACGUUUUCACAGCGUAUCUUGGCAAUGACCGUGUUAAAGAGUCGUGAUGCUUUUGCUUUUGUGACUGAUUUAUGUCUCUAAAGUCCGGUUUCCAACAAGGGGUCCGGUUCAGUUUGGUUUGGUAUGGAACAUAUUUAUAGGCGUUUCCACUGUCAACAGUUGGCAAUGGUACCAAAAUAACUGAUCCGUACUGCUGUACUUUUUUGUUUCCCUUCUGUUGGGUUGCCAAGCGUAAUGAUCUGACCCUAAAGAGUGGAGCUAGACACACUGCAGUCCGCUGAUUGGUUAAAAGAAUCUUCACUUCCCGUGCAACAGUUGCAAUUAAGGACAAGCACAAAAUGCACCAUGUUUAGAUACCCUGUGGAUUCGGAGAGAGAAAUUUCAAGGCUGUUUUUGUUUUUUGCAACUACUGUCAGCACGCUCCACCCCAUGGACGACCUUGGAGAUGCAGACUUCCUACUUCUUAUUGAAUUUAUUGGCCGUCUCCACUAUGUCGCGCCGCUGCGAUUAAGUGAUGUGUAAGAGUACGGUCGGCUGUGGAAACGCAAGCAAGAUCAAAGUUAACCGUACUAAACUGUACUGAACCAAACCAGACCGCUUGGUGGAAACAGGGCUUAAUGUGUCCAUAAAAAUAAAAAAUCAAACUGUGCAUCUAUUCAAACACAGCCUUUUCUAAAUGUACAGCAGCAUGUUGAGAAAGAAUCUCUCAACAAUGUCUUUGAAUAUCCAGGUGCUAUUUAGGGUUCAGUAGGCAAUGUAACCAGUACCUCAUUUAAAAUACCAGUUUAUGAACAUCUUUUGUCUUUCAUUACACGUUGUAUUAUUUUGAUAGAGCCAUCCAAUCGUCCUCGUUGUCUAUUGAAGAGCUUUGGUUCAGUUCUCUGGUUGUUGUUUUGCCUUUGUGAGAAAUUUUCUCAGGAAAUAAAAAAAAUGAAUAAAUCAUGUGUGUCAGUCCUGAUCAGAGAAAUGAGACAAAGCUUCACAAUGGUUUGAUUUACUGUAUAUUUUUUAUAUUUUGUAUGUUUGGUGUUACUGUUUCUAAUCAGUGCAGGACAUUGAUUAUGCAUUUAAUUGUAAGAUAUGUUGGGAUGUGUCAGCAAAAAGUCCAAGUUUGAAGCUUGGAAACUUCUCAGUUGUCGACAUGUCUGAAAACAAUAAGAUCUUUUCUGAUGUACUUUCAACAUAUACUGAUCUGUCUGCUAUUAUAUUCAGUUAAGUCAGAACAUGUCUUUCUUAUGUGAAGUUCUUUGUUUAAAAUGAAAACUAAAGAUAGAAUAAAAAUCGUCUUUUUCAUA
Molecule: messenger RNA, 3543 nt
Organism: Labrus bergylta (ballan wrasse)
Lineage: Eukaryota; Metazoa; Chordata; Actinopteri; Labriformes; Labridae
Product: stromelysin-3
Biological process (GO): collagen catabolic process; extracellular matrix organization; proteolysis
Cellular component (GO): extracellular matrix
Molecular function (GO): zinc ion binding; metalloendopeptidase activity
Source: RefSeq, a predicted model, not a curated record